Hyaloperonospora brassicae is the source of this 813-nucleotide messenger RNA. NCBI's taxonomy places the organism in Eukaryota, Oomycota, Peronosporomycetes, Peronosporales, Peronosporaceae. The record is from the annotation of a GenBank genome assembly.
AUGGACGACGCUGACAAUAACGUCGUAGGGGACUUGUUCUGCCAAAAUGGGGAGGACAACGGAUACGAUCCGGAGGACUACGUGCAAACGAUUGAUGUGGGACAAUUGAUGCCCCACUUCCACAUCUCCGUGGCCGAUGACGACGGUGGCAUACCCGGCUCACUCUUUGCCUGCAACGUCUGGAACGGAGCGCGGUGUGUUGCUAUGUAUUUUGCAAAACAUUCGGAUUUGGUAAAAGGUCGAAACGUCGUCGAGUUCGGCGCAGCGUCGGCGUUACCGUCGCUCGUGGCGCUGCAUUUGGGCGCCAAAGUGGCUGUCAUGACUGAUUACCCGAACGAGUUGCUGCUGAACAACAUCGAGGCGAAUGUCCGACGUAAUGAGCACCUUCUAGGCACAGGAAAACGUGCAGUGCGUGGGCAUUUGUGGGGCAGUGACACAGUGGGGAUACUGAAAUGCCUUGUGGAAUUGCCACGUGUGGAGGUUUCCCAACCAAGUGCCUCGACGUCCGAACGUGCUGUCGGCUCAAUUGAUCACCGCUUUGACGUUGCAGUUGUUGCAGAGUGUCUCUGGCUGCAUCACUUGCAUGAGGAUUUGCUUCGAUCUAUCGACUCGUGCAUGGCACCUGACGCACAGGUGUAUGUGAGCUUCGCGCAUCAUGUGCCAGGGCAUGAACAGAACGACUUGUCGUUUUUUACGAAGGCGAAGGAUCUGUACGGAUUCAAUGCCACCCAUCUGGAUACGCUAGCCUCACCGCACGUCUUCAAUAAGGACUUGAUCGUCGACCAGUACCUGUACGUGCUCACUCGAUCCUGA